UUAUUAAAUGCACCUUGCAUCUCGCAUUGGUCUAUGGAUUUAUCGUGUGAAAUUGUUGAUGAUUAUGAUCAUUUAGAUAAUGAUAUUGAAUAUAUUUUGGAAAAUGUGCUUAGUGAAGAAGUCCAGAAAUGCAGAAAGGACAGUGAUGAAUGCACAAAACUGAAUGAAAUGUUUAAUACUCUUUUACUAAAUAAAUGUGAAUGUAGUGAAGGACUUCAAUGUUUAAAAUGUUUCCAUGGAGGUAAUUACAUAUUCGAUGAAGAUUUCCAAGAACUUGUACUUAACAAUUCUCCUAACAUACCACAUUUGAUAUACGAAUGCACCCAUUUAUGUACGUGCAAGCCUGAAAAAUGCCAAAACCGUUUAGUGCAAUGCGGACCCCGAAAGUUUUUAAAAAUAGUUGAUUCUGCAAAAUAUGGUUCAAGAGGAUUAAUAACUACUCGAGAUAUACCUAAAGGAGCAUUUAUUUGUGAAUAUGCUGGUGAAUUGUUAACAAUGCAGGAAGCUAAGAAGGUUUUAAGAAAUAAUGAAAUUGAACAUAAAAUGAAUUAUGUUUUAUUUUUAAAGGAAUCUUGUAUACAUUCAUCAGCAAACAGUAACAGCGAAAUAUUAACCAUAGUGAAUCCUUGUAAAAAAGGAAAUAUUGGACGUUACCUGAAUCAUAGUUGUGAACCAAAUUGUCAAAUAGUUAGUGUUCGUAUUGAUUGUCCAAUACCAAAAAUAGCCAUUUUCUCCUCUCGUUACAUCAAAACGGGCGAAGAAGUUUGUUUUAAUUAUAAUGAAGGUGUUAAUUGCAAUAGAACAAAAAGUGCAUCAGAAAUUAUCAAAAUUCCUUGUCUUUGCGGAUCUGAAAAUUGUGCAAAAUACUUACCAAAUUCGGAAUGUUUGUAAAAGCAAAAGUUCUUACGCUUUAAACACGCCAAUUAUUUUAUUUAUUUUUGUGUUAUAGUAAUACAAAGCCAUCUAGGCCAAAAAAAGUAUUACAAAGUAUCAAACAAGGCGUAUUAACAAGGUGAGUGCAUAAAAUCAGCUGUUUCUUAAUUCGCUGUGGUUUUAUGUACACUAUAUGUCAAACAUUGUUUAUGUUUACAUUUGUUAUUGUAAAUAACAUAGUAAUAUUUUAAUUCGCCUUGAUUUUGACAUUUAACGUACAUUUUAACAAAAACAAAUUGCCUGUUGUUUUUGCAUUGUUGUAUUUGUUGCCGAGACGCACUCACCUUGUUAAUACGCCUUGGUAUCAAAUAUUCUAAGUAAAGACCAAUAAAAUAACAAUAUCAGCCCAAUUAUGAAUAAAAAUUCCCUUUUCUCAUUUUUCCUAUUCAAAUUCAAUGGAAAAAAACUCCCGGGGGACAAACUCCCGCGGAAUUUUUUAUUCAUAAUUGGGCUGUAUAAGAAUAUUUAAAA
Calliphora vicina (urban bluebottle blowfly) is the source of this 1404-nucleotide messenger RNA. RefSeq names its product probable histone-lysine N-methyltransferase set-23. The record is from RefSeq and is a predicted model, not a curated record. Gene Ontology annotation, molecular function: protein binding; histone methyltransferase activity; zinc ion binding. The transcript has 2 exons. Lineage: Eukaryota; Metazoa; Arthropoda; Insecta; Diptera; Calliphoridae. Gene Ontology annotation, cellular component: nucleus. The coding region runs from base 34 to 891 and encodes 285 amino acids.